Malus domestica (apple) is the source of this 1773-nucleotide messenger RNA. Its product is annotated as metal tolerance protein 4-like. Gene Ontology annotation, cellular component: membrane. Gene Ontology annotation, molecular function: manganese ion transmembrane transporter activity. Gene Ontology annotation, biological process: monoatomic cation transport; transmembrane transport. Lineage: Eukaryota; Viridiplantae; Streptophyta; Magnoliopsida; Rosales; Rosaceae. The record is from RefSeq and is a predicted model, not a curated record.
UACAGUUAGCUCACCUCCUCUGUUCUUUUAAGAUCUGCUUCCUUCUUCUUCUCACCCAGAGGCAGAGAGAGAAAAGUGGAGAGACAGACACAGAGAGAUUGAUUCGGAAUCGGGUUGGAUUAUUCCGGUCAUUCGAAUGGAGGAAAAAUCGGAAACGGCCGGUGUGAAAACGCCGCUGUUGGGCAGCGGCGGACGCAGCCGGCGACUGAGCCGAAGAAACUCGUACAACUCACUCAGAAGCGACUUCAUUUCGAGGCUCCCUGACAAGGUCCGUGCCGGUAUCGACCCCGAGUCUCCUGACGACAUUGACUUCUCUCGUACCUCCGCCUUGAACCGAGGAGAAAAGGAAUACUAUGAAGCCCAAUUUGCAACACUUAAAUCCUUUGAGGAGGUUGACUUCGCGGUGGCAGCCGACUGCGUUGAUGAGGACGAUUUCGAGGAACAAGCACAACAUGAAAGAGCAAUGAAGAUAUCCAACUACGCCAAUAUAAUUCUCUUGGGACUUAAGAUCUAUGCUACUGUAAAGAGUGGAUCGAUAGCCAUUGCUGCAUCGACUCUAGAUUCCUUGCUCGAUCUCAUGGCCGGUGGAAUACUUUGGUUCACUCACCUGGCAAUGAAGAACAUCAAUAUCUAUAAAUAUCCUAUCGGAAAAUUGAGGGUGCAGCCUGUCGGUAUAAUCAUCUUUGCUGCUAUCAUGGCUACACUCGGUUUUCAGGUCUUGAUCCAGGCUUUAGAACAACUAAUAACCGGUGAUGCCACGGAAAAGAUGACCUCGGACCAAUUGGUGUGGUUGUACGCAAUCAUGAUAUUUGCCACCAUGGUAAAACUUGCACUCUGGUUAUACUGCAGGACCUCAGGGAACAAGAUUGUCCGUGCUUACGCAAAGGAUCACUAUUUUGAUGUGGUAACGAACGUAGUAGGAUUAGUGGCUGCUGUUCUUGCUGAUAAGUUUAUGUGGUGGAUUGAUCCUGCUGGUGCUAUUAUCCUUGCUAUAUACACGAUUACAAAUUGGUCCGGAACUGUUCUAGAAAAUGCAGUUUCCCUCGUGGGACAAUCAGCGCCUCCGGAAUUCUUACAAAAACUGACAUACAUUACCAUAAUGCACCCUCAAGUGAAGCGUAUUGACACAGUUCGCGCUUACACAUUUGGUGUUCUUUAUUUCGUAGAGGUUGACAUUGAACUCCCGGAGGAGUUACCCUUGAAAGAGGCACAUGCCAUUGGAGAGACCCUCCAGAUAAAGCUCGAGAAACUUCCCGACGUUGAGCGAGCAUUUGUUCAUCUUGACUUCGAAUGUGAUCACAAACCGGAGCAUUCUGUACUUGUCAAGCUUCCGAACACUCAGCCCUGAUUCUCCGCGUCUCAUUUUUCCAUACCAAGUAGGCAAAUGGCAUUGUGAGAAGGCCUUUUAACUGUCUUUUGCGAAGGUCAAUCCCAAGUGUUUGAGUUUAUCUGUUGGAAGAUGAAGCGAUAUCUGCAGAAAUCUAUUUACUUUUUUGCGGGAAAUGAUUUCCUCUUUCGUUCAGGUCAGUUUAAUAACGGGAGAGUAGACUGGGGACUGCGCGCCCUUUACAUUUUUGCUCGAGAAACUAUUGUGCCCUGCACGAGCAGUUUAGUCUUCUAGGAAGCAAAUCGAGCGGAACUCUCUGUUUGUCUUUCACAUACCGUUUGUUGAACAGUUUCAAUGCAUGUAAGCUUUGUAUACGAACAAACAAACGCAAGUUGUUCAUCGGUUGAUGUUAUACAAUGCUGCUUGUGUCCAUAAGCUUCUUAAUU